This is a messenger RNA of Phytophthora sojae, 510 nucleotides long. RefSeq lists its product as hypothetical. Lineage: Eukaryota; Oomycota; Peronosporomycetes; Peronosporales; Peronosporaceae. The coding region runs from base 1 to 510 and encodes 169 amino acids. The transcript has 2 exons. The record is from RefSeq and is a predicted model, not a curated record.
AUGUAUGAAGACGACAGCGAGACGAAGAAGCUGCUGCCGGAGAUUGGACAAGUUCGCAAUCGCAAAGCGGGUUGGAAAAAAGAUCAAGUUAAAGGGAAGUGGAAGCAGCUUUCCUCGCACGAUGAACUGUUUGAGUGGGCAGCGUCGAGACUAUGUAGCAGUAAGGAAGAAUUUGAUGCUGUGGAAGAACGCGAGCUCGUCGUCCUUGAUGUAUUUCAGUCCAACGAGGCACAAGAGACCAAAGAGACUACGUACGGGAUGGAUCUCAGUUGCAAACGCCUUCUGCAGAACUUCAAGACUGCUGAUGAUGAUGGAGAUCCUGUUUCGCUCUCGUGUGAUGGGACGUAUCGCUUGACGGACGCUGGGUGGACUUUGAUCAACAUCGGCGUUGUGGGCGUCGUGUAUGACGCUAAGGAGCGGCAGCACCAUCAACGCUUUUAUCCUGGUGUCUUUGGCUUUGUUCGCACGCAUAUCGAACUGUUUAGCCUGGAAGAUGCCUUCAAGGGCUAG